AGAGAGAAGAAAAAGGGGCCAAAUAAUCUUUUAAUGUCACCUAUAAAUUCAUAUGUAAAAAUACAAAUUGCGUUAUCCUUUCUCAUAUUUUCGGGCUACGGAGCCGCUGCAAGGGCAUUUUCGACUGUCUUUGGCGAUCAAGAUUCAGGAAAGGAAAAUGGUAGCUCGGAAAUUCCUGGUUCGCCACAACGGCUCCGAUUUCGACGUAGACUACGAUACAGACAACGGCUUCGAAGUUUUCAAAUUACAGCUCUUCUCUCUCACUUCGAUUCUUCCCGAUCAGCAACAGAUAUUCGGACACGAUGACGACCGGCUCGUAUCGGACGACUCUGAUCUCAUCGCGAUUUCUGAUAAACUUCGUUUGGUGUCGAUCACGGACGAAGAAAAGGAAGAAGGAAAAUUGGUGGAUCAGAAUGCGGAAUUGGCGAAAUCCGACGAGGACCUGGCUCGUAAGCUGCAGGCAGAGGAAGAAGCUCUUAUGUUUCAGCAGUUUGUUUCUAAGGGUGAUUUCUCUCAAAUUGAGGAAAGGAUACGGCCUUACAUCGAUCAGGUUUUAAUGUAUGAAGACCCAAAUCGCCAAGAAUCUGCUCGAAGGACAGUACCUGUGGAGAAGCUUGAGGAGAAAGCGCUGGUUGCAUUGGCGAAGGAAGGAAAUUUCAAUCCAACAAAAAGUGAACAAGAUCAUGCUUUCCUGCUACAGCUGCUUUUUUGGUUCAAAAAAUCAUUCAGGUGGGUAAGCGCACCACCUUGUGACGGUUGCGGAAAUGAAACUAUCAAUGUGGGCAUGGAUACUGCACUUCCCUCAGAAAGCAUUCAUGGAGCUUCACGUGUUGAACUUUAUUGCUGCAAGAUUUGCUCAGGAAUCACUCGUUUCCCACGGUACAAUGAUCCACUAAAGCUUCUAGAAACAAGAAGGGGGCGUUGUGGAGAGUGGGCCAAUUGCUUUACACUAUAUUGCCGAGCUUUUGGUUAUGAAUCUCGUUUUAUCUUGGAUUUCACAGAUCAUGUCUGGACAGAAUGCUUCUCACCGUUGCUUGGAAGAUGGAUGCACCUUGAUCCCUGUGAUGGAAUAUAUGACAAUCCUUUAUUAUACGAGAAAGGAUGGAAAAAGAAAUUGGAUUAUGUAAUUGCUAUUGCGAAAGAUGGCGUAUAUGAUGUCACCAAACGUUAUACAAGAGAGUGGCAUGCGGUUCUGUCUCGACGAAAUAUUACUACAGAGAAUGUUCUGUUUACUGUUAUCUCCAUCUUAAGAGAUGAGUGUCAGAAUAAUCUUACAACUGAUGUGAUUGUUGCUCUGAGGGAGCGUGACAGAGCUGAAGCAGAAGCACUUGAGAGAGAUUUGCAUUCAAAUGAUGAUGCUUCAAUCUCAUUGCCUGGCAGACAAAGUGGAGAUAAGGAAUGGCGAAUAUCAAGAUCAGAAAUUGGCUCUGAUGAGAAUUUUUCUUUAAGUUCUUCUUCUUGUCCACUUCGUGAAUGCAUUGACAAGCACGUGACGAAUAUCUAUAAUGCUUUUCAUCCUGUCAUUUCACAGCUUGCAGAGAAAUCUUGUUCGAAAUUGGAAGCUGUGGAAGUCCUUCAAAUUUUUAGACGUAUUCUAGUGGAUCUUAAGAAUUCCCCUUUUAGAAUGAGGAGAACGUCUAUAAAUUCUGUUUCACAUGGUGCACAUAAUCUUUUCCAUCAGAUGCUACCCUCUUUUGCUCAGUUGCUUGAUGCUCUUUCCCUGAAGAGUAAGCUGGACUUGGAUGGGAGGGUUGAGAUUUGUUUGGCUGGUGAUCCUGUUAGAACCUCCAUAGCAUUGCCUGUUCUGUUCCAUGCUUUGGAUGAUGUGAUACAUAAUGUCAAUAAAUGCAGUGUCAGCAAAGCCUCCCUUUCUUGGCCACUUGUAAAGCUAAAUAGAAUAUGUUCUGGUUUUGUCCUUGCUAGCGGUGAGGAGCUUCCUUUUGGAAUUGUCACGUCUGCUUUUGAUGGAACUCGCAUGUCUAAGUGGGAAGAACCAAAUGGUGCAAAAGGUUGUUGGGUUGUGUAUAAAGUUUUGGACGGCCAAAUGCUUGAGCUUGUGGCAUACGAGUUAAUGUCAGCCAACGAUGCACCAGAGAGAGAUCCUAAGGAUUGGGUCCUCGAAGGAAGUGAUGAUGGAGGCUCCACCUGGCACCUUUUAGACAAGCAAACUUCUCAGAUGUUUGAAAACCGAUACGAGAGGAAGACUUUUAAGAUUAGCUCAGUGCUCUUUGCAGCAAAUGCAUACAGGUUCAGGUUUCUGGCUGUCCGAGAUAGUAAGGCAACUCCACGGUUUCAAGUAGGUAGCAUUGACCUCUAUGCAAGCAGCUAGUGUAGGGGGACUCUUAAUGGCAAUAUAUCCCAGGGCCGGCCAGCGGAAAUUGACAAGACCAACAAACAGAGAGUGCUCUGGGAACGUCCUAUUGAUAGUGAAUUGAUUGUAGGCCAUCUCCGUUGUUCGCAUUAGCAAAGUACCCCGUUCCCCCCUGUUGUAUGUUUGUUCACCAAUGUUCUUGCACGGUUUGUCAAAUGGAAAAUGAACUAAUAACACUGUUGCCCCCAAGUGGGGUGCUUCAAAUGAUUGAAGCCUGUUUUGGUGACAGAAUAUGACUGCAGUUGUGGCUUGGGCUUAGCCUGUGAUAAUUGGGUCAAAGCCUUUAGACCUCCUGAAAAUUGUAUUGGUCGACUUUGUUGGGCAGUUCAGUUUAUCCUGCUUUUGUACUC
Molecule: messenger RNA, 2721 nt
Organism: Diospyros lotus (date-plum)
Lineage: Eukaryota; Viridiplantae; Streptophyta; Magnoliopsida; Ericales; Ebenaceae
Product: peptide-N(4)-(N-acetyl-beta-glucosaminyl)asparagine amidase
Exons: 17
Coding region: 158-2329 (723 amino acids)
Biological process (GO): glycoprotein catabolic process; protein quality control for misfolded or incompletely synthesized proteins; protein deglycosylation
Cellular component (GO): cytosol; nucleus
Molecular function (GO): peptide-N4-(N-acetyl-beta-glucosaminyl)asparagine amidase activity
Source: RefSeq, a predicted model, not a curated record